AUGUUCUGCCUCAGUGGGUGCCAGAAUCGUGUUGGUCUUUUGCAAGGAUAUCCAACAUGUCAGUCCAUGCUGGCUUUCCAACAGCACGCUCGAUUGUAUGGCCGUAAAGGGAUCCGCUUGGUGGACUUGCCUCAAGAAAUACUGGACGAUACCGUCGGCAUUGUUGCCUGGACCUGUGUUCUCUUGUUUCGAGGGAAUUUUCGAACAAAGAAAGACGGUCAGGAUCUGGACUAUGGACGCUGGCAGGGAUAUGGCAUGUUCGAUGGUGCGCCAGGAUGGAGUCUUCGUUGA
Molecule: messenger RNA, 291 nt
Organism: Sporothrix schenckii 1099-18
Lineage: Eukaryota; Fungi; Ascomycota; Sordariomycetes; Ophiostomatales; Ophiostomataceae
Exons: 1
Coding region: 1-291 (96 amino acids)
Source: RefSeq, a predicted model, not a curated record